GCAAAGAGGGGCGAAGCGGAGCCGAAGCACCAGUGCCAGCACGGCGGACGCAGAAAAUGGCAGGAAAAGCCGGUGGACUCAAGGGCGUCGCCCUCAUCGGCGGCGCCGCCAACAGCGCGGUCUCCGGCGCCCUCCACUUCUUCCAGGACCCCGCCACCGGGUACACCGAGGUGAGGGGGAAGGUCACGGGCCUCGCUCCGGGACCCCACGGGUUCCACAUUCACGCCUUCGGAGACACCACCAACGGCUGCAACUCCACCGGACCCCAUUUUAACCCUCAUAAUAAGCCCCAUGGAGCACCAUUUGAUGAUGAACGACAUGUGGGUGACCUGGGAAACAUAGUAGCCAACAAAGAUGGAGUUGCAGAAGUGUUCAUAAAGGACUUACAGAUUUCACUGAGUGGGCCUCAUUCCAUACUGGGAAGGGCAGUUGUUGUUCAUGCUGAUGUUGAUGACCUAGGGAGGGAUGGGGCAACAUCUUUCCGGAAAUAUUUUAUUCAAUGUGGGAUGUAGAUAGAAUUACUGGCAUUGCCACCUGCUCAAUGGAGAUGUUACUGCCAAUUGAUAUCAAUAUCAUCAUGUUGUUUUUCGAGCAUAUUAUCUCAUUCAUGUCAUAUCUGCUAUGGCUGCAGUAGCCAGUAGGGCGUAAUUCACCACGCAAGGGUUGCACCACAUUGUAGCACUACCAUACCAUGUGCUAUGCCGUGCAACAUUUGGAAACCAUGAGCUACUGGUCAAUAUUUUAUUAUCUCUUUCUGUUUUGUACAUAAUAUUUCUUCAUGUGAUCCUCUCCUCCAUUGAUGGCUAGUUAGCAGUAGCAGUCGAAUGACGACAUUGGCUGUAGAAAAGCAUUCAUGACGGCACAAUACUUGACGAACUGUUUCCAAAAUUGUCAUAUAUUAACAUGUUGGAUGUAUGCUUACAUGUACUGGUACAGAUUCAAUUCUCACAGAUAUCAUUUCGAUGCUAGAAGUGGAAAAAAGGAACUUUGCAUGUUAUAUGACCCCAGUUUUGCAUUCAUUUUAUUAAAUGAGUAUGAAUGGUUUUCUUCAUACUCGGUUCAACUGUCCAUUGCCCUGUUGCACUUGAAGGAUCGAAGUGUUUUGUUCCUUGUUUCCCUUUCAUUUACUGUAACAAUUGGCAAACUUCAGAUUCCUGUACAACUGUUCUACUGUGAAGCAUCCUCAUUUUUUUUAACUGCUCCUGAUUAUGUUCCUUUUCAAUAU
Messenger RNA from Phragmites australis (common reed), 1225 nucleotides. Its product is annotated as superoxide dismutase [Cu-Zn] 2-like. The coding region runs from base 57 to 512 and encodes 151 amino acids. The record is from RefSeq and is a predicted model, not a curated record. Gene Ontology annotation, biological process: removal of superoxide radicals. Gene Ontology annotation, molecular function: superoxide dismutase activity; copper ion binding. The transcript is spliced from 6 exons. NCBI's taxonomy places the organism in Eukaryota, Viridiplantae, Streptophyta, Magnoliopsida, Poales, Poaceae.